This is a messenger RNA of Nomia melanderi (Alkali bee), 7430 nucleotides long. RefSeq names its product tolloid-like protein 1 tolkin (gene tok). Gene Ontology annotation, biological process: proteolysis. The record is from RefSeq and is a predicted model, not a curated record. Gene Ontology annotation, molecular function: zinc ion binding; metalloendopeptidase activity; calcium ion binding. Lineage: Eukaryota; Metazoa; Arthropoda; Insecta; Hymenoptera; Halictidae.
GCCGUGCAGGUUUGCGAGGGAGGAGACUGGUUGUUCCCGGCAUCCCCUCUAGAUGUACAUACACAUCCCCUCCCCUCAUCCCGCUGUCGCCUCCACCUCCGCCAGCUCCACCUCCUCCUCCUCCUCUUCCUCCUCCUAUCCCUCUCUCGACUUAAUGCCAGUACCGAGCGCGCGCUUUCGAACGACGCGCUUUCGUCGUGUCGGGCCGCUUGAGGGACGAUCAGUCUGUUCUCCACGUUCUCCACGCAAGGACGAUCUCUCGCCGCCGGCGAUCCGGCGAGUCCUCUAAUCUGUGACACGAACUUUGACCGCGCGCUCUCUCCCGCUGCCUUUCCGACCGCCACCGGGAUCAUCUCCUUAUCGGCGUCGAUGACGCGCGCCGCCGAAGCUGGCCGGAUCGCGACCGAACCUCAGUUGCGAUCACGUACCCGACGCGGCCUGUCGUCGCGUUAUGCUCGGACAAUUCGACCCGUGACGGUUCUCCCGUGAUUCGUCGCCGGCCACGUUACCCGGUCACGUCACUUUUCCACGGGAACGUUUCAACCUAGGAUAUUCGUUUCGGUUUAUCGUUUGACGCCGAUACAGACCCCUUAGCCGUAGAUAGUUUUUUAGCUUUUCUUUUGUUGCUUUGUGUCCGAACGACAAGUCUGAUCCGCUAAGGGUUGCUCGGUCGGGGAGAUGAACGGUGUCCUCGGUUUGGGGAUGUGAUCGGUGUUUCUACCCGGUUAGAGGAGAGUUACCUUGUUCUUACCUGGCGCGGUUUCGGGACUGGUAUCAGUGGAGCAGGAGACCAGUAAGUUGAAAGGUGAACCCGGCACGGUGACAGAGAUACGAGUGGCAAAUGCAUCGGUGCAGACGGUAGUACGAGAUCGGUCUUUUAUGGCCUAGGUGACCGCGCGAGGGUGAACGUUCGUUUUGUCGUUUGCGCGAUCGGCGAUACCGAGAUGAGACUGCUGCAGGUGAUCACGGUCCUAUGCCUGGCGAGUCGGCAUGCCGAUUGCCGGGCGGUCGACGCCGAUUCCGCGGAGGAGUCCGUGGGAAGGCACAGGCGCAAGUUCACAGUGGAGGAGCUUCUCACUACGAGCUUCCCGCACGGCAUCAGCGACGAUCUGGACGUGGACAUCUGCAAGGCGGGUGGUUUUCUUGGCGACAUAGCACUGCCAAAUAUUCAGUACGAGACGGAGUGGCGGCAGCAGAAGCUGAACAAAAGUUACUUGGAAGAACUGGAGAAAUAUCGAGAAGAAGUCCUGAAAGAGGGUCUUCAGGUCGAAGAGGAGGGUCUCACAGAGAUUCUUCAAUUUAAACAUGAGCACGACGCUAACGAGACGCACCAGGAGAACGAGGAGAUCGUUGCCUCGCAGGAGAAAUCCGAACCAAUUAUGGUGGACCGGAAUCAAUACAGCAUGGACGGCGAAGUCGCGGGCGGAUUCAGUUUUAACGCGAGGAAUGACGACGCCGGGCCCGGGGUGAGGGACGAGGGCGUUGAAUUCAGGUUGGAAUCGACAACCCCGCCAGCAAAAAAGAGGCACUCCGCUCGGAAGCAGAGUCGUCAGCUACAGCUCGCGGUGAAUGUAAACGGCACAAAGCCAAUGAACACUUUUCUGAAGUCGUCUCGCGAAUCAAACGCUUCACCCAGCACGACCGAGGGCACAGGCCAGAUGGAGAAUAUCGAGGAAGUAUUCACCAUCGGAAAGGAGACCAGCAGGCAGAACACAUCGAAGCGGCGUCAUCGUCGUCAUCAUCGAAGAAGAUUAUCGAGAAGGAGGCAUCGACGUCGCAAGGUCCCGGACAUUAGACCCGACAACGUCAACGACAGUUCGGACGAGGUGGUGUCGUUGCACGACCGUCGGCUCCGUUCGAUCGAGUUCUACGAGGUGGAGCACAAGGCGAAGUACCUGGCGAACAAGCGGGGUACCACGCGGCAAGGUUUCCCGAGCAGGACAAGGAGGGCAGCGACGGCGCGCAAGGAGCGCGUGUGGGACCACGGGGUGAUACCGUACGAGAUCGACGGGAAUUUUUCCGGGGCGCACAAAGCGCUGUUCAAACAGGCGAUGAGACACUGGGAGAACUUCACUUGCGUGAAAUUCGUCGAGAGGGUCCCCGCGGAGCAUCCUAAUUAUAUACUGUUCACGGAGAGGCCGUGCGGAUGCUGCUCGUUCGUCGGGAAGAGAGGAAAUGGGCCGCAGGCUAUAAGUAUUGGAAAAAAUUGCGACAAAUUUGGAAUAGUGGUCCACGAACUGGGUCACGUCGUUGGCUUUUGGCACGAACACACUAGACCCGAUCGAGACCGUCAUGUACAGAUUUUUCGUGACAAUAUCAUGUCCGGUCAAGAAUACAAUUUUAAUAAGCUCACGGAAGAAGAGGUGAAUUCACUUGGUUUACCGUACGAUUACGACUCGAUCAUGCACUAUGCGAAAAAUACAUUUUCGAGGGGCACAUAUUUAGAUACAAUCCUUCCGCUGGAAAGGGACGGAAAGAAGCGUCCUGAGAUUGGUCAAAGGCUUCGGCUUAGCGAAGGAGACAUCGCUCAAACGAAUCUUUUCUACAAAUGUCACAGGUGCGGCAGAACGUUUCAAGAGAACAGCGGAACCUUUGGGUCACCGACUCAUCCGAACAGUUCGCCAGCGAUCGAGGGUGAACGAUGCGAAUGGCGAAUCACGGCGACCCACGGCGAACGGAUCGUAUUGAAUAUCACGUCGCUGGACAUAUUUAAGAGCAACUUCUGUCGCAGCGACUACCUGGAGAUUAGAGACGGAUAUUGGUACAAGAGUAACGUUCUAGGUCGAUUCUGCGGGAGUGGCAAGAUCCACGAGCCCAUCGUCUCUACCGGAAGUCGGAUGCUGGUAACCUACGUGACGUCUAGCCGUCAGAGCGGGCACCGUGGCUUCACGGCGAGCUACGAGGCCGUUUGCGGCGGCGAGGUCGAGCUUGACGGCACCGGCCAUUUAGAGUCACCGAAUUACCCGGAAGAGUACCAAUCGAGCAAAGAGUGCAUCUGGAAGUUGUCCGUGCCGGAGAACUUCCAAGUGGCUCUAAAGUUUCAAUCCUUCGAGAUCGAGAAUCACGACAAUUGUGUGUACGACUACGUCGAGGUCCGCGACGGUCAUAACCCCGACUCUCCAUUGAUCGGGGUUUACUGCGGCUACAAAAUACCGCCGGACAUUAAAUCCACCGGGAACAAACUACUGGUGAAGUUUGUUAGCGACGUGUCCGUGCAGAAGGCCGGGUUUUCGGCCACGGUCAUGAAAGAAUUCGACGAAUGUGUUCUAAUUGAGCACGGGUGCGAACACGACUGCAUUAACACUUUGGGUGGCUUUGAGUGCGCUUGUAAACCAGGUUACGAGUUACAUUCCGAUGGAAAACACUGUGAAGAUGCUUGCGGCGGAGUCUUCGAAGACAGUAACGGAACCAUCACCAGCCCGUCAUUUCCGGUUACCUACCCCGAAAACAAGGAAUGCAUUUGGGAAAUCAUUGCUCCCCCCCAAUAUCGUAUCACUUUGAAUUUCACGCACUUCGACCUAGAAGGUAACAAAGCUCGACCUCAAGAAUGCGAAUACGACUCCGUCGAAGUGAGCAGUAAGCUUGGUGACGAUAUCCUGAGGAAGCAUGGGGUUUUCUGUGGCUCGAGGCUGCCGCCGUUAAUUACAUCCGUGGGAAACUUUAUGAGAGUGACUUUCACAUCUGACAACAGUAUUCAGAAAACAGGGUUUGCAGCUGUUUUCUUUACGGACAUGGACGAGUGUGCAAAUAAUAACGGUGGCUGUCAACACGAAUGCAGAAACACAAUAGGCUCUUAUCAAUGUUCGUGUCACAACGGCUUCACGCUUCAUGAAAACGGACACGACUGCAAGGAGGGUGGCUGUAAAUACGAAAUUGUUGCGCCAAUGGGCACCAUUACAUCGCCAAAUUAUCCAGAUCAUUAUCCAAGCCUGAAGGACUGCGUUUGGCAUUUUGUUACCAAACCUGGCCAUCGUAUUAAAUUAAUUUUCAAAGUCUUCGAAAUGGAGUCCCAUCAAGAAUGUGCUUACGAUCAUAUCGCUAUUUACGACGGAGACUCUCCAGACAGUCAUAUCCUUGGGAAAUUCUGCGGUACAAAAGAGCCUCAUCCAAUUCUAGCUACAGGAAAUCAAAUGUACAUGGUUUUCAAGAGCGAUGUUUCCGUGCAGAGGAAAGGUUUCCUUGCAACUCAUAGCACUGCCUGCGGUGGUCACCUUGUCGCAACGGAUGAAGUCAAGUAUUUGUACUCGCAUGCGAAGCACGGCUAUCAUAAUUACGACCACAGAACGGACUGUGAUUGGGCGAUCGAGGCACAGCCUGGAAAGAACGUUCACUUGACUUUCCGCAUGUUCCAACUUGAAUACGAGGCUGAGUGCAACUACGACUUCGUUGAAGUUUAUUCUGGGUUGGACACUUCCGGUCCUUUGUACGGGCGAUACUGUGGUAACAGCAACACCACGGAUUUCAUAUCGAUGAACGACGCGCUAUUGGUGAGAUUCCGAACGGACGACACGAUAUCAAACAAAGGGUUCGUAGCAAUGUUCGUAGCUGUCGACUGGCAAGACAGCGGCGAGAACUAUGGAGGCUCGGAGAACGAAGACGCCGACGAGGAGAACCUCUGAUCCCUGGCCGGCCUCGUUAAUCGACUCACCUACGACUUGUACAUCGAUUCAGUCUUGCAGAGUAUCGAUCUAAGUGAAAACGAAUAAAAACGUCGUUAUCCAAUCGUACGUCCAACGUUGAACGGAGUCGCAGCUCGCACACGAAUUCUGCUCGAUCGCCGAGGCCAUCAAGCUUGUUCUUCCGCGAAAAUAUCCAACGCGAAGCGAAUCUCGUAACCCGAUGAUCAUCCGUGUCCUGGCGUCGAUUCGCGGCUAACUAGAGAAUGAAUCGUGGAUAGUCCAACUUCUACGAAGAUAACUUAUUCUCAUCACCGAGGCGUUAGAUAACGGCUUUCCAUUUCGGAUUAGCGUGUAUGAUUUUUGACAUUCAGCCUGCCGGCGGCUCAAACGUGCCAUCAUACGUUUAAGUAGCAUUUGCACUACACAGUUGACAAUUAUAAGUUUGAAUUCCAUUGAAACAGCAUGCUCCGUUUGGAAGAAAGAAAGAAACGCGAAGAACGAACGAAAAGGAUAUCGCAAUGCGCCGAAGUGAUUGUCUACGUCCACAACGUUUACGGGAUUUGAAUGAAGUGCCGAGGAGAAGGCGCUUGACAAGUCGAUAGAAAAAGACAGUUCAGUUCCUUCGACGUUGUUCUCACAAACACUGCCCUGCGAACGUACCAAAAAGGAAAACGACUAUUCGACGAAGCCGCAGAGAUCACUUUCCUCCCGCUGCCUCUCGAUCCCCCGCCCUUCUUUCUUCUUUGACGAAAGUGCUUCGCCAUUCGUUGUACUUUUGAAGAAGUUUCGUCUUAAACGUAUGCUGACAAAUGGUUCUAAACUAUAAUGGUAACACGACGAAGGGAGACAAGGGUCUGACCACCCUCGGACGCGUUCCAAAAUGACAACUUGUGCAAAUAUUUGGGUAAUCUAGAUAUAAAAUUUAGUAAUAGAGCUGAUCGAUCCUACAAUCAGCGAUAGAAAUUUUAAAGGCGAGCCCCGAUCGAACUGUUCCGUACGCGUGUGCGUGCGCGUGCGCUCGGGGCUCCCGCGUCGACCGUUUAUUGUACAUAGAUAAAAUUUAGAUGUAGACGUCGUGCCGUUUUGUAUGUAGUCAUAGGAUCGACGACCGAUCAAAUAUUUCGCUAUUCGAGUGUUUUUUCCGACCGUUCUUGACUCUGUACUUUCAUCCGAUGAAACGUUGUAUCAGUAACGAUACGUACGGUGUUCCAGUUUAUUCAAUCGACACGAAUCCGUUAGUGAUAUCAAUGAAUGAAUUAUGAAAAUGAAAAUAUCCGUGGUUCUAUCGGAUAAAACGAAAACGUUUGAAAUGUUCUAUGUAGAUUUUAGAAGACGUGUAUUUAUUAGUUAAUUGAAUUAAAGAACGGUUUGUUACGUAUACACAGUGAAUUGGAUAAGAUCUACGAUCGAUCUGUUAUCAUUCUGUAACGGUAAAAUUGAUUAAAAGUAUACAUAGGAACGGUUUAUUGUUUCUCAAUUAGAAAUUUCUGAUUAACGAUCACGCGGUGUGAAUGUAAUCUACGUUCUCCGAGUAAUAUUUUUUAUCUCUUUAUAUGCAUGUGUAUAUCGUCCCGUUCUGAUCGCGUUUAUCGUGCCACGUACUUCUCAACACCUUUGAAAUUUCCUUUGGAACGUUCUUUUUAACAUAUCACGCUUUUAUUGUAUCAUAAUUGUGUAUAAUAUGUGUUAAACGAAUUAAGAGAGUAUUAUAAAAGAAUAAAGUAAGAAAUUUAGACGUAGAAAUAUGAAUACAACGCAAGAGGAAGUUACUAGUACUUGUAAUAUCGCUAAGAACUAUAAUCAUAUUCGUGUGGAUCGAUUAAAAUGGGAAACUAUAUCAAACAAGAUCAAAAGUAUCCAGUCAGGAAAGUUAAACAGAUAAUAGUGAUAAGUUUAACUGCUAACGAUUAACGAAGGAAACAUCGGCAUAUUAUACUCCGACAUUAAGACAGCCGAAGUAACUAAAGAUCACGGUAAUUUCAGCUAUACUUGUCCGUCUACCGAAAAUAUGAUUUCAACGUUUCAACUUUUCAAACAGCUCGCAACUGAACACUAAAGAAAUAUAUUUAUAAAGUGAGGUUGCGUUCAGCGGUAGCCGAUUCACGGAAACGAAAUCAAAUGACAUUUGAUGGCAAAUUCAUCGUUCCAAUGUAUGAUUCCAAAUAUAUCAUUCCGAAUUCAUCAAGAGACUCGUGUUUUGAACAAAAAUAAAAGAAGAAAGGGAAACGUUAUUCUUUAUAUAUUGUAUUUAAAAAUCGCGCGAUUGCGCGUAAAACCAUAUCAUGUAAAAAAAAGAAAACAAAACACCAGAACAACCGCGGAAAGAAGAUUAUCCGAGUUAAGACCUCGUUUCGAAAUUUCCACAACUUUUCUAUUCUUUCUACAUGAUGCGCUCUACCAUUGCGAAGAUUUUUAACAAUACUCUGCCAAAAAAUUGUUCUUUAUACUGGUGUAUCUUUUUCUUGUCUUUUUUACGUUGUAUUAUAUUGUAAGACGAAUACGGCCUACAUUGAUCAAAUGUUUUCAUCCCAACACGAGUGUAAACACAUGUUACAGUGGUUUUUCCUUGAUUUGUAAGUAUGCAUGUAUGUAUCUCAAGUACACGCAUAUAUUGUUGGUCCUUUAACAAAAAAAGAGUUCAUACGCCUAACAAAUACGUAUAAUAUCUUAUCUAUUUACAGAUGAUAAGAACAAUAUUAGGCGCCGCGUCAAGUUCCUUUUUGUAAAUUAUAUGUGAUUUAUUUGUUCUCAGAAAUACACGUUAUAGGCACUCUACAUAUUACUAAGCAACUACAUACUUUGUUUGCGUUU